Nelumbo nucifera (sacred lotus) is the source of this 1582-nucleotide messenger RNA. NCBI's taxonomy places the organism in Eukaryota, Viridiplantae, Streptophyta, Magnoliopsida, Proteales, Nelumbonaceae. The record is from RefSeq and is a predicted model, not a curated record.
CUUCUUUCUUUUGCAAACCAUUUAUCAACGCCGCCACCUCCGACAACGCCUUUGCCUACCUCUGCCGCCUCUGCCCAACGCCACCACCUCUGCUUGAUUUCCCUCACGUGGUGUUUUUUUAUUGGAAGAUUCCUAAAUCUAACAUCACCUGAAAAAAUGCCUAUGUUCUUCCUUGCUCCUCCCAUAUAACCAACGGUUUGCUUGACACUCUGACGACCAUGAGCAGAGGAGCCCACCUGAAUCCUGAAACGAACAAAGACUCUGAUUUCUUCUCUAUUGUUUCUUUGCCAAAUUUCUAGGGUUAUGUGAAUUUUGCAGGAUUUAUUUCCUUUUAGUCUCUUAUCUAUCAAACUAUUUUCAUUUUUUUUCCUUCCUUUUCCUUACUUUGUGAAUUGAGAUGGAGGUUUCAGUAAUUGGAUGUUCUCAGGUGAAGAUCGGAACUAUCAAUUCACCUUAUCGGAAGCUUGGGUUUUUUAGUUCCAAGUAGAUCUUCACCAAAAAAAAAAAAAAAGGUUUGUUUUAAACUUGCUAGGAGAUGGACAACAGUUGAAAUUAAAGUCUCUCUCAAGGCAACGCAAUCGGAGGUCUCCUGAUCGAAGAAAAUUGCCAGAGAGAGAGCGAUGCCGAAAGGAUCGAAGCUAAGGAUGGAUUAAGCUUAUUUGUUGGACUUCCUCUGGAUGUUGUUUCCCACGGCAACACACUGAACCAUGUAAGAGCAAUCGAGGCAGGGCUGAAAGCUCUAAAGCUCUUGGGGGUAGAAGGGGUGGAAUUUCCCAUCUGGUGGGGGAUAGCCGAGAAGGACGCCAGAGGAAAGUACAACUGAUCGAGAUAUCUUGAGCUUGCAGAGAUGGUCCGAGACGCGGGUCUCAAGCUUCGCGUGUCUCUCUGCUUCCAUGUCGCCAAACAAGCCAAAAUUGAACUCCCUGAUUGGGUGUCAAAGAUUGGUGAAGCACAACCAGACAUCUUCACCGAUAGGUCAGGACGGCGCUACAAAGAGUGUUUGUCGCUGGCGGUGGAUGAUUUGUCCGUGCUCGAUGGGAAGACUCUGGUUCAGGUUUACCAGGAAUUCUUAAGAGAGCUUCAAAUCUUCAUUCUCAAACUUCAUAGGCUCUACAAUCGUGUGAGCCUAGGACCGGAUGGAGAGCUCUGGUACCAUUCUCGGCCAUCGACGAGAGGUGGCAAGAUUACAAGAGUAGGAGAACUUCAGAGCUACGACAAAAACAUGCUAAAGCAUCUGCAGGAACACGCCCAGGUGACCGGAAACCCCUUCUGGGGCCUCUCAAGUCCCAUGACACCCCCAACUACGACCAGUCGCCCUUUGCCAACACCUUCUUCAAGGAAAACGGAGGCUCCUGGGAGACCCCAUAUGGCGACUUCUUCCUCACCUAGUACUCAACCCAGUAGCGGGAAGCACAUACUAGGACUUUGUCAUUAACUAGGGGCUUCCGCAGCGUCACUCUAAGAACCUCUAGAGGCGGAGGUGGUGACGUUGGGCAGAGGCGGAGGUAUUGACGGAGGUGGCGGCGCUGAUGAACGAUGAAGAAGAUGAAUAGUAUUUUUGCCCUUAUUUGAUAUUUUUUUU